Fibroporia radiculosa is the source of this 1287-nucleotide messenger RNA. RefSeq lists its product as uncharacterized. Lineage: Eukaryota; Fungi; Basidiomycota; Agaricomycetes; Polyporales; Fibroporiaceae. The record is from RefSeq and is a predicted model, not a curated record. The transcript is spliced from 4 exons. The coding region runs from base 1 to 1287 and encodes 428 amino acids.
AUGCUCCGCUUUCUGGCUAUUCCCCUUGUUUUGUGUCAACUUGUGCCCAUAAUUCGAGCGCAUCCUGUGGACUGGCUACGGAAAUUCUCCAGUAACACCAGGGAAGACAGUAGUUGGCUAUGGGGGUGGGCUUGGGCAUCGGACGGUACAGUCUCCGUUGUCGAUAGGUCACCGCCCGUCACAUUCCUCGCACGCCCCGCCUCCUUCGGCUCGGAACUGGAUGAUCCUCUCUUGGGCUAUGUGAUCCCCCUCUCCUCUUUCACUGCGCCUUGUGUAUACAACACGACAGCGGACACUUCAUCGCCCCUUCGCCCCGAUCCUGUACAGGGUUGCCCCGACCUCUGUGCUUUGGGAUCUCAUGAACCGGAUCCCGCUGAGUCCUGGAUUGCGCUGGUUCAGCGAGGCGGAUGUCCUUUCGUGGAGAAGGCCCGACAAGCACAGCGCCUUGGUGCUAAAGCAGUAGUGGUUGGUGGGGACAGCGACAAUCCAGAUGCUCUGUUGAACAUGUACAGCGAGAGAGAUUCAUCGGAUGUGACAAUUGCUGCCACGUUCAUCAAAUAUUGGGAUUAUGCGGAGCUGUCGUCUCUAAUACAUGCCUCAAAUACGACACACUCUGGCCUGAAAACGCUCUCCCUCCUCCUCAGUACGCAGUAUUCGGCAUGGGAAUGGUAUUCCCCUAUUAUCACAUUUGUUGUCAUUCUCCUGCUACCCUCCUUGCUUACCUUCAUAACACUGAUUGUGCACCGGCUACGUGCCGCCCGAGCAGCGCAACGCGAUCGUGCUCCGGAGUCAAUCGUACACAAUCUUCCGUGGCGCGUCUUCACUGGUGCGGGAUGGGAGAAGCAUGAGCCACCUUAUAUGCCCUCUCCAGAUUCCGCUCCACGCUCGGGCACUCAAAAUACAGAUCCUGAACAAGGCUUGCCUUGUUCCGGACCACAGAUGCUCAACAACCCCUCAACGUCUCACGAUUGCGAGCAGCUCCCUUCAUGGGUGGAUGAGCAAGUCGAAUGUGCGAUCUGUCUGGAGAUGUUCGUCAAAGGAGAUCACGUCCGAGUCCUUCCCUGCUAUCACAUGUUCCACAUGAGCGAAGUUGAUGAAUGGCUAAUUCACAAGAAGAAAUUGUGUCCCGUUUGCAAAAUGGACGUCACAAGAUCUCAUUCCGGUGCACAGCAACUUGAAUGUGCGCCCGAUGUCAGCCAGGACGGGAGUGAAGGUCACGUCGAAGCUUCGGCUGCCGCAACCGAGCGUACCCCACUGUUGAAUAGCAGUCCUGAACGCAACGCAUAA